Boleophthalmus pectinirostris (great blue-spotted mudskipper) is the source of this 2007-nucleotide messenger RNA. RefSeq names its product angiotensin II receptor, type 1b (gene agtr1b). NCBI's taxonomy places the organism in Eukaryota, Metazoa, Chordata, Actinopteri, Gobiiformes, Gobiidae. The record is from RefSeq and is a predicted model, not a curated record. Gene Ontology annotation, molecular function: angiotensin type II receptor activity. Gene Ontology annotation, biological process: G protein-coupled receptor signaling pathway; regulation of vasoconstriction; immune response. Bases 179 to 1273 code for a protein of 364 amino acids. The transcript is spliced from 2 exons. Gene Ontology annotation, cellular component: membrane.
GCGGUCAGUGGCACAGAGGUGGUGGUCCUAUCUCUGUUCUACCAAAGAAGCAGCUGCCAUUUGGUUCAGCAACUCAGGAGUCACCAAGGCCCUCGCCCAAGGCCCGUAUCAGUCAGUACAGACGCACCCUGCUGCCAGGGCCUCCUUCUCAUUACCCCUCCUCUGAUUCAGAAACAAGAUGAUGAACCUAACAUCAGGAGCAGAGAGUAAAGAGAUAAACCUGACAUGUGGACUGUCAGGGAAUCAUGACUUCAUCUUCACCCUGGUACCAAUUGUCUACAGCUGCAACUUUAUUAUUGGCAUUGUGGGGAACAGCAUGGUGGUGGCUGUCAUAUACUGUUACAUGAAACUCAAGACAGUGGCCCACAUUUUUGUGCUCAAUUUGGCCAUUUCUGAUCUCACCUUCCUUAUCACUUUGCCCAUGUGGGCUAUGGUGACUGCCACAGGCUACCACUGGCCUUUUGGAGGAUUCCUGUGCAAAGCCACUGCAGCUAUGGUCAUCUUUAACCUCUACACCAGUAUCUUCUUCCUCACAGCACUCAGCAUCGACCGUUACCUGGCCAUAGUGCACCCAGUGAGUUCGCGGCGGUUCCGCACAGUGCUGUACGCACGCAUCACGUGUGUGCUCAUCUGGCUGUUUGCUCUAGUGCUCAGUGUGCCCACUGCCCUCACCAGAGACAUCCACAACAUCAGCAACCCGAACCUGACCGUGUGUGGUGUCCUGCACACCACCAAGGACAACGUCCAGAGCCUGAAACAGGUGCUGCUGGCUAUCAGCCUGAUGAAGAGCCUGCUGGGCUUCCUCAUACCCUUCAUCAUCAUCAUCACCUGCUACUGCCUGAUCGGCAGAGCUCUGCUUGGGGCCAGGCACAUCCAGAAGAGCUCCCAGUCCCGGGACGAUGAAGUGCUGCGCAUGCUAGCAGCUGCUGUCCUGGCCUUCUUUGUGUGCUGGGUGCCCCACCAGAUAUUCCACUUCAUGCAGCUCCUGACCCAGCUCAUAAUGCCCAACAACUGUCCCCUUCUGGACAUCAUUGACACUGCCAUGCCCUUUACCAUCUGCAUUGCCUACUUCAACAGUUGUGUUAAUCCCAUUGUGUAUGGAUUUGUUGGGCGUAACUUCCGUAAAAAUCUGGUGCGUCUGCUGCACUGUGCGCCCGCUAAUAUCCGAGGACCUCAUCCGAGCAUCAGCUCCAAAAUGAGUGCUCUGUCCUUCAGAGCCUCAGAGGCACUCAGCCUGACAGUGAAAAACAAGUCUUCCUCUGACAUUAAAUGAUAACUCAAGUGUGUUUACCUCUCCUCACUGCAGUGUAUCUGGUAAAGAGGUGGGGAAGAUCCUCGCUUAAAGCCCCAACUGAAAUACCAAGCACUGACCCUCGCUGAGUGACUGUAUUGUUCUUUCACAGACAUUUACUACAGUGUACAAUGUUAUUGUUGUCUGUGAGCUGUGUCAUUCAGCAGACAUACUACAAGUGAUGCUGGCAAACAUUCUCCUUUAAGCCUGUGGAAUAAAUGUUAGCAGACCCUGACUACACUACAGUUCCCUACUAUGCAGUGUUUUGAUCAAAAGGACAAAACUUGUUGGCAUGUGCAGCUUUACUUGAUGGCACCCAGUCCUUGUCGUUCAGUGACGCUAUACUUACUGUACACCACUGUAUGUCCACUUAUUAACAACAAAAAGAGUUUAUCAUGCAGUCAUAAAGCAUUCUCACUCAGGCAGAUCUGUAUACGUGUGUAGCAUUUGUCAAGUGUGUUGUUUCAGGUUGGCAACAUCAGUGCAUGUGAAGGAUUUUGUUAUUGUUGAUAUUGUUAUUGUUACUUGAUAUGUACUAUAUCUAAUAAAAUACAGUUAUAAAUUAAAUAUGAUGCAUUAGAAUAAAAUUGAAUAGUGUCAAUUGUCAUGUGUAAAUAAGGUGUUAAAUGGAUGUUUUGUUUUUGUGGUGGUUGUAUUUGUGCUAUUUAAACAUGUUGAAAACCAUUUUUUAUUUUCUACUGUAAUGUACAAACUGA